Messenger RNA from Hymenoscyphus albidus, 3393 nucleotides. NCBI's taxonomy places the organism in Eukaryota, Fungi, Ascomycota, Leotiomycetes, Helotiales, Helotiaceae. The record is from the annotation of a GenBank genome assembly.
UUUUGCCGUUGGAUGCCUGCGCUCUCAGCCUGCGUUGCGUGCCUGUGUCGAUUUAUCGAGCUGCACUCUUUGGCACUGCAGCUCAUGCUCAUGCUCAUGCUCAUGCUCCCUCCUGCACGCAAAAAAGUAACCUCGCACUACGGUACUGCCUUACCUUGCCUUGCUGCCUUGCCUGGCUCCUUGAAGAAGGAUAAAUUUGGGGCUUAUGAUUGAAUAUUGUAUGAUUGUUGGAUGUGAUGCUCAUGUCUACGGCGAGGGGACGACUAGUGCCAAUCUAAUCCGAUUUGGUUGGCGCUUCUGAUAGGUGAUAGCCAGCGAAACCCAACCUGACCGGAAUCCCUCGCUUGAACCUUUUCCACUUACCUCCGGCGUUCUGCGUCUGCGUCUCAUUAGCGCUCCCACUCCAUUCCCUCGCUCGCGCUGAGGCCUUCCCUUCCGACUUGCUCCUUCUCCCUCAACCAUUCAAUUCUUCAAUCAACUCUACAAUCAACUCUACAAUCAACUCUCAACUCCCAACCUCUUCUUCCUCUACCAACAUUAUCGAGGCAAUAGAAACCCCGACUUUCAUUGAAUUUCAAUUCAUCUUGCGAUACGAUACAGCUUCGCAAACUCUCCAACACAAAGCCAUCACCAGCAUGGAUGGAGUAGAGCCGACCCUUUCGUCGGACGGCUCCUUGACCAGUCAAAGCACGGCGAGCAUGGAGUUGGAUGCCUUUGAGCAGAAUACGCCUGCUGAAAUUAGAAGUCCAACCCCGUAAGUCUCCUUUUUUUCUCUUCGCUUUUUUCUGCGCUGUUAUGGCAAAACUCUUCCCGUUCAAAGCUCGCGAUCCUUUCACUCCCUUUGGAAACCCGCGAGAGCUUCAUUUCUUCUGCUUUUCAUCGCGUUUUUUCUUUCCUUGCCAUCCAUCACCUUUCCCGUUUGAGGUUGGUUGCGUGUCCUCUUGACAUUACCAACAUUUUGGAUUAUCGCUCCCUUGCAGGCUUCUAGCAUAACUGCGCCUUGCAUAGCGACCGACCAACCCAACACCACGCGCAAUGCAUAAGCGAUUCUGCUUUCGAUUCCAGUCAUCGCUUGCUGCACAAUUCUGGUCGCGUUCUUUCUGUCAUUUUUUCUCUUACCACUCAUCAUUUGUCAUGAUCACCGAUUUCUUUCGUGGUUUCGCAUUACCUUGACACGUGUUGGGGCGAUGCCUUGCUUUUUCGUUACUAAGCUCCAUCGAUGCUUGAAACCACAAGCACCUGCUAAAAUCAGUUACCAAAUUUCAGGAUUUCCGGAUCAUCUCGGGUCACUCCGGCUCGUGAGGUUGAGGGCGAGCGCAUCAUCGUCGAUGGUCCCUCUCUAGAUCAAGACAACUCACCACCCGCCAUUUUGCUCAACCCCGAAGAGGACGAAGAUGAAGAUGUCGUCACACCGUUGCACAAGAGAAAGCGCACAUCCAUUAAUUACAAUCUCGACAAUGAUUCUGUCAGCUUAGACAAAGCCCGUGCUCCAGAAGAGAUUGAGCCAAUUCAAAAGAAACCACGAAAUCAGGCAAAAGUUCGAGGAGUCAUCAUUGGCGUGUGGCGUGAUUCCAGCGAGCCCAAUGAUGCUGACAAACACGUAAUUUAUGGCUUCAUCGAUAUUCACGAUAGGCUUCGAACUCGUAUCUAUGGCAUGAACCGUAGAGGCGAAGAGCUUAUUGGUAAUAUUCCUCUUGGUGCUGGUGGAUGCUGGGUCACCUUUCCAAGAAUCGUCUUCGAUUCUCACCUGGCAGAGCUCUCUUCCGCCGAAGUGAAGGAAUAUGUCAAGAUUCGUUCUGCAACUAAGACAGAAGUAACGGCAGAAGAGCGCCAAGAAGCCGAAGCCAAGGCUGUCUUAAAGGCCAAGCAAAUAGUAGUUGAGGAUACUGCAUCACCUGGAAGCAAGCCAAUCGUCCAUCGUCCUUCCGUUGGUCGUACAACCCACCGUCACUCGCUACCACGUCAAUCACUUAGCAAGACCAACAGCUUUCAAGCUGUUAAUGCUGCCAAUAUCCAGACCCCCAAAGCUUCUCCAUUCAGCGAAGGAAAACCACAUGGCGUGAUGUUGGGUUAUUGGGCUGAUUCUACUGAACCUCUUGUAGAAGAUAAGCAUGCCGUGUUUGGUGUUUUAAGUGGAACAGAUUGCUUUCGCGUCAAGGUUCAAAGAGUCACUCGAGAUGGUCGCUAUGUAGAUGGCAAUUUCCCAGUUGGAGCUGGAGCUCUAUGGCUUCACUACGACAAAGUUGUUUUUGAACCACACUUAUCGACAAUGACACGACCUGAGGUCAAGGAGUAUUGCCGAAUUCGUCAAAAGGAGCUUGACAGAGAUACCGAUAGUACUCGCAUGGAAAAUGAGUUGAAGGCUGUCGAAAGAGCCAAAGCCGUUGUCGCUUCCGAAGGUCUCAACAACGGAGUUGACAACUCGCCUCGACCGCCUCCACUUGAGAUGGAGACCAGACACAGUUCUCGAUCCGAGCAAAAGACUCAUGCCAGACAACAAGCUGAGGCUGAUGCAGCAAUGGAGAAGGCUCGAAAGGAGAAGACCCAAGCCAUUGAAAGACAACAUGAGAAGACUCGCAAGGAGGUAGCUCUCUCGGAAAGUCUUGUCCAAGAGGCUGCCAAGAUGGAGUUAAACAAUAAUCUUAAAAAGUUGAACAAAGUUUGGGUUGCUCAACAAAAUGCCACGAUCCCAAAAAGUUCCGGCUCAGUUGCCAGUGCCUCGGAUGAGGUCAGAUAUCACAAUGGCAUCAAGUACGAGAGAAAGCAAAAUGGUCCUUUUCAAGGAAAGCUUGUCAGUGCUCCUCAAAUCUUCACCAUCGAAGGAGAGGAUUAUGUUGAGUAUCGAGUUUUGACAAAACCGUCCUUUGCCUAGAAGAUGUAUUCGAUUUGACGAAGAAUCGAUCGCUUCAAAUGGCUGCAUUGGUAUUCGAAAUUACGUGCUCGGGAGAAGUGGUUUGUAUGGAUGUAAGACUCAUUACGGCUUGUUCAUGGAUAUUUUCUUUUCUGCUUGGUUUCUGUUACAUAUGGCGUUCUUGUACACAAAUUACUACUCGCAUUCGUGUGCGGUACGCCACACACUUUUCCUUUUUUUUCAUCUUUUCUUUUUCUUUCCUCAGAACGGAAUUACUAGCUCUUGUUUGUUUGAUGGCUUUGAGGGAAUCACUUGCGAGGGACGGGACAAAAUUGAAAUUGACACUGGCAAAUGGAGCACACGAUGCUGAGGGAGCGAAAGGGAGGGAAGGUGUUUACUAGACAAUUCGCGCUGCUGUUGAAAACGAUAUCCCGAUUUCGCAAGGAAUUAAUGAGAUGUCGUGUAAUGGACGUUGUGGAGGGAAUGGGAACAAUUAAUUUCUUAUCUACUACGUUCUUGCCUUACUAACGGUUUGAUAUGGU